CGAUGCAAGUUCGGCAUUUGUCGGGAUUUUUCGUCACUAGGAAACAACAAGCGAAAUGGCUGCCUGACGAGCUGGAGCACAGUGGCAAUUUUAAUUUCAGUUACUGGACCUUGAAAGUUGAGAAAAAUUGUUGUUAAAAAAUGGCUCCAAAGUAAUCAGGAGUUUGUAGUGCACCCACCUACAAAUGGCGUGAUGCAAAACAGACUGAGAGCUAGUCUACUUUUAAGAUGAUGUAAAAGUUUACAGAGUUACAGCAGAUGGUUUAAAACCAAAGAUGGCAUCAUCGCCAGGUGCGUUUAGUGAAGUUUCUGAUACGGCACAAAUCCGGAUUCGUGUAGAAGUAGGCUCUCAACCACAAAAGAAGAAAAACAAAGCAUUCCUGACACAACCGAGGACUGGUUCCAAGUUGAGUGCAACAACUGAAGUGACUGGCACUACAUUCUCACCAGUCCCCAGUGAAAAACAGACAUAUGAGACCUUGUCUUCACAGAAAGAAAAGAAGCAAUUCCAGAGUAGGCGACAAAGAUCAGUACCUAAGGAUGAAGUUACUAAUGACUCUGGUAUUGAUGAAGAGAAGACAUCACCAGAUACUGAGCAGAGAGAAGAGAAAAACUUGAGAGAACUUGACAAGCUCUAUCCUAUCCCAGAUGGAUGGCCACGUCUACAUGACAAGAUCUUUAAGCGUCGUGCUCUCUUCUUCCGCAAACCUGCCUCCACAAAUGUUGACUUGGCUUUGGAGCAUCUUCAGAAGCUUCAAGAUCGCUUUGAGAUAUGGAGCAGAGAGGUGGAGCUAGAGAUAUUAAGUAGGCGGUCGUCGACUGUAGUUGGUAGUGUGAUGAAUUCAUCAAGAUCUUCUAGUGUGAUUGAAGAUGCCCCAAGUAGACUAACAGCUGAUACUGGUCGUAAACAACUAAGGUUUCUUUCUGACUCGGCUGUACCUGGAGCAAUGGAUUAUCUUACCAGUACCUCUACUGGAUGCUCAUCAACAGUGCAUUCAACCCAUAGUUCAUUACCAUCAACACACACUGCAGGAACACCAAGAACAUGUGAGCUGUCGGUGCAAGGAGUAGGUGCCAUUACACCAAAAGCUGAGAUGGUAGUGACAGAUAUUGAAGAUGAAAUUCCUCAUCUUGGAGCUGAAGAAGUGAUAGAUGAAGUUGUUGUACUUCUUGGACGUCUUGAAACUGACCGAAGAGAUACACAAGAACUGUAUGACAAGGAAUGCAGGAGGGUACAGUGGCUACAGUCUAAGAUUGAUAGACUAGCUGCAAGAAGAUUGUUUGAACUACCAAGAGCUGUUCAGAAAGAACAUGAAGCAUGUGCAACUGACAUCGCCGAGUUGAAAUGGCAUUGUUCGUACCGUGCCAGACAAAAAAGCCGUGUUCAAGGCCAAGUUGAGACUGCUGAACUUAUGAAUGCCAGACUGAUGGAAGAUAUUGCAUUUGUUCAGAAACACUGCCCACUGGUGGAAGAGAAGUUAGAGCUGGAGAGGGAUGCCAUGAAGAGAAUAGAUGAGGCUCAAGUUCAGACGACAGACAUGUUAAACCAAACCUACGAGAAACUGAAAAGAACAGAAGACAAGUCAGCAGAGGCUCAUGGGAAAGCUGACAUGGAGCGUGCUCACAUUAAGCGAGAGCUGGAAGCAGUCCGUGAUGCUCUCAGGGAGAUCAGCACGGAACUUGAUGAAGCUAAGGCUCUUCAUACUUCCUACUCUCAUCAGUGCAAUGACCUUAGACAGAAGCUCCGGGAGAAUGUGGAAGAGAGGCUUGUGCUCCUCUCAAAGUGUGAAAGUGCCAAAUCAGCAGAGAAAAUUCAGGCUUCAAAGGUCAAGGACAUCCAAGAGAAGAUCAUAGAAGCAGAGUUUGAGCAUCGCAAGAAGGCGGAUCAUAACUUCCAAUUGACCAGCCAAAUAGAAAGAACGAAAAAUAAUCAAACCAAAGAAACAGAUGAUCUGGAGGGAGAAUCCAAGCGGAAAUUGGCAGAAUUGAGAGAGCAACAAUCACUAUGCAGACAAAUGUCAAUGGAGAUUGAAGAUACUGAACAGAAACUGAAGAACUGUGCCAAGCAGCAGGUGGCAGAUGCCAAGAAUGUGGAACGGAUCAAGAGAGAAAUGACUAAGGUGGAGACACAGCUAGCUGUAGUUGACGAAGAGUAUGAUAAGAUCAAAGUUAUCAAUACAGCAAUACGCAACAAACUAAUAGGUGAAGAGGAUAAAGCCCAAAUGAUGGAAGAUACUCUACAGGGUACGGCAGAGAGUCUGAAGAAACAAGUCAAAGAGGAAACCCAUGCACGGACAGUCCUUCAAGCUCGCAUCUCUUCUGACACCACAGACUUGGCUAAACAACAGACAGAAGCCAAGAAGAAAAAAGCUAAGGUCUCUAAGAAGGCAUUUGAAUUGGAGCAGAUUGUCAGCAAUAUCUUAGCUGAUGUCAAAGUACUGAGGAAGGAACACGCUCAACGUCAAAGGACUAUUGCAGAGCUUCGAGGGUCCAUAGCAGAGUUGAAAGAACGUCACAAAGAAGUGAAGGCAUCACAGACUACAACAAUCCAAGAACUGGAACCACAGUGUGAGAAUCUUGAGAAAGAGAUCCUGAAUGCUACGAAGCGCCUUGACUACAUGGCUUACCGUACUGACUUGAUUAACAAGAAACUUGCCGAUAUGGCCAAAUCACAGAGUGUUAUGCAUAAAGUCAUUACCACUACAGAGGAAAGUAUUGCUGAAUUAACUGAAGAUCUUGAAGAGAUAACAAUUCAGUUGACAUCAGGUCAGAAGCAGCAAGAUGAACUGAAGGAUUCCUUGACUCAGGUUACUCAGCGAAUGGAAGAAGGGAGUAGUAAGCAUCUGGAGAACAUGAAGGCACGUAGAGAGGUGCUAGAACAACUAGAGAGUGAUUUAAAGGAAAAUCUGCGCGAGAACAAGGAGUUGGCUCAUCAGUACAGGCUGAAACAGCAGGAGCAUCUUAAGCUGAAAGAGGAACUUUUGGAUGGCCUAGAGGGUCGUCUUAGCCUGGAAGCCAGCAUUAAAGACCACAAGCAGUUGGGUGGUCUUCAGCUUCGCCUCCACCAUGCCUUAGUGCAGUACUACCACAUCAGAGGACUCUUUAACCAGAAUGAAUUAAUGCGUUUUGAGGAGAUGUCAGCUGAGAACUGCCAGCGUAUCCAGUCAUUACAGAGAGAGAUGGAUCAAGCCAUCGAUACCAUCAGUUCCUUCUUGACAGAUCAGUUAGAUGGGACAGCAGCUAACAUAGUGCAUGCUGCUGCAACAGCUGCUUUGCUUAAAGACGACACUGCAUUAGGAAUAUCAGUAUAGACAGAUGUCAUCAUACUGAUAGCUGCAGUGUUUCUAAGCCAAGGACCGUCAUCCAUUUGGGGGGGAUCUUUCGUGCUCAUAGAUAAUCUAUGUACACAUUUUGACAUUGGUUCUUGGAAUGAGAGUUUCUCCCGUAUAAUCAGCAGUGAUCCAGUGAGAGAGGUCAGUCUGGCAUGAAACAACACCAUAUUGUAUCUGGCAUGCAGGUGGGUUAACCUGUAUCUGAAGACUUGUCCACCUGACAGGACAUUGUUGCUAGGCCAAUUAAUUUGUUUCCAUUUCAACAAUCUGCUACCAGAUAGGUAAAGUGAAAAAGGCCAUUCUUUCUCACUUUUAACCCGAUGAUCCAUUUCUGCCCUGAAAUUGUCAAAGUUUGGCUUGGAUGCAAACUCUCUCGUUCUCGCAUCCUUCAAUCUUCACUGUUUUUACCUAAAACUCUAACGGGAUGUUAUUGCUGAUUUGUAAGUUUGUUACUUGUUUUAUUUUUGUAGAUAAUUUGCAGCUAAUCAUUUUGCCCACAUUGUGAACUCCAUAAACCAUUCAGGGUUCCAUAAAAGCUUAUCUUAAUGUAAAUACAUGUACUGGUUUUAUUUUAUGUCUUUUCAAAGGGAAAAUUCGAACAGCUAGCAGCGCUAGCUGAACUGAAUCUGGGUAGAAUUUUCAAGAUAGAAAGGGCUAGUUAUGCCCAGCAGUGACAGUGUUCAACAAAAUCAAUUUAUCACUAAAUUAUAAAACCCAGCUUUGCUGUACAUGUAAAUGUGAUCAUUGUAUCCCCCUCGAAAAAAUCAUUCAUCAAAAAUCUCUCUGUGGAACUAGUGUAACACAUAAUUUUUCACACUCGCAAACUGAAAAGAAUGUGGAGAUGCAACACACAUGCCAUUUCGAAGUUGUUUAUAGUUGUAUACAAUAAAUGUUUUCUGAUUGAUGAGUUAACGACUAUCAA
This is a messenger RNA of Acanthaster planci (crown-of-thorns starfish), 4253 nucleotides long. RefSeq names its product coiled-coil domain-containing protein 178-like. The record is from RefSeq and is a predicted model, not a curated record. NCBI's taxonomy places the organism in Eukaryota, Metazoa, Echinodermata, Asteroidea, Valvatida, Acanthasteridae.